Messenger RNA from Anguilla anguilla (European eel), 4587 nucleotides. Its product is annotated as carcinoembryonic antigen-related cell adhesion molecule 5-like. The record is from RefSeq and is a predicted model, not a curated record. NCBI's taxonomy places the organism in Eukaryota, Metazoa, Chordata, Actinopteri, Anguilliformes, Anguillidae. The coding region runs from base 186 to 3632 and encodes 1148 amino acids. The transcript is spliced from 14 exons.
AAAAUGCACUGGCGAGUAGGGGAGUUCUGUUUGUGUAUAUUUCCUGUCUAAGGAAGAGGGGCCAUUAUUAAGUUUCAGUCAUUUUACGAUAAGGACAUAGUACAUCCAGAUUAACUGUAGCUGAUUUCUAAUCCUCUGUCACAUCCAACUUGUAGAUUUCUCACACUGAUAAAGGAAGGUUCAUCAUGAUCUCUUUCUGGGCCAUGGUCCUCUUUCUGAUUGGUGACUCUGCUUGCAGUUUCAGUGAGAUGACGGCGAAAGAGGGUUCCUGUGUGACGUUCAACUUCACUCUGUCCGGUAUAGGGGAUCCUGGGUACAUUGUUUGGUUGAAGGACGCCGUGUGGAAUAAGGAGGCAAAUGAUUAUGAGGGCACGAUCGUGCACAGCCUCAAACCUGACAAACACAACGCGAGUGAAUUUGAAAACAGAGUGUCUGUGGGUUCCACUGGCAAUUUACACAAAUUGACCAUCAGUAACCUGACACUGGAAGACAGCGGAAAGUACUCGGUUAGAUACUAUGAUAAACCUUAUCCUCCUUACACAGUGAAAAAGAGCAGCAAGCCUGAAAUGAGUCUUGAGGUUCAGAAGAACCCUUGCCAGGUCAGCGUAACAGGGCCGGAGCUGGUCCAGGCGGGGGCAGAGGUGAUUUUGCGGUGCUCCACCGUGGGGCCCUGCCAGAACAGCCCCGAGUGGCGUAGCUCAGGGCCAGGCCUGGCCUCCAGUGAAGGCCCCGACACCCAGGGUGCGAAAACAGCCCAGCUGCGCUUCGAAGCGGACUGGUCACAUGACGGGGUGGAGUUCUCCUGUUGGCCGUCGCCGAGCAACGAGGCGUGCGCCUCCAGAAACAUCACGCUGGCCGUGGAAUAUGGACCCAGAGGCACAAAGAUUAGGGCCAGCUGUUGUCAGGGAGGGGUGAAGGCCGGCGAAAGCCUGACGCUCACCUGCGAGACUAACGCCCGUCCUGAGCCCGACGGCUACACCUGGUUCCGCACGAUUACAGAGCCUGGUGGACAGAGGGGUCCAAGAAGGACCAAGGUGGCCGUGCCUUCUAACGGACAGUCUGACGGGCGAGACCUCAGAUUCUGGCGCAUCAGUGCAGGCGACGCCGGGGAAUACACGUGCCAGGCCAAGAACAUCAUCAGUGCUGAAAAAUCCACCGCUCUCCGUGUAGACGUCCUGUACGGGCCUACUGGCCUCACCAUGUCCAUGGAUCACGAGGCGAGAGAGUACAGCCUGGUCACCAUCCACUGCUCUGUGGAGAGCUUCCCUCUGUCCGAGCUCACCCUGACCUGGGCCCCGCCCUCCUCCGAUCGCCUCUCUGACCUGUCCCAGCACCCCAAACGCCUCCAAGGAAAGUCCACGGUCCAGUCAACACGCACCUCUCUCGCCGCCUCCUUCAACGCGUCUGUCGAACACGCUGGCCGGUACACCUGCCGGGCCAGCAACUCUGAGGGGUGGAAAGAAACCACAAAGGACCUGGUAGUGCACUAUGCGCCCAAAGACGUCCGUGCGACGGCGAACCCAGAAGGCGAGGUGAACGAAAAGACGAACCUGGAUCUCAGCUGCGAGGCUCGGUCCAACCCUGGCGUGGCCGCCUACGCCUGGUUCAAGCUGACGGGCAGGGGGGCGCGGGAAGUGGGCCAGGGCCCGGUUCUGACCCUCAGGUAUCUGUCGGAGGAGCACACGGGACAGUACCUCUGCAGGACCCAAAACAAAAUCGGGGAGGGGAACUCGAGCGUCAUCAACGUCACUGUAAGAUAUGGGCCCAGAAAAACAAGGGUUAUUCACAAUAUGACCAGCAGAGGGCGGCCUGUCGAAGGAAGCACUGUGGCCUUGAUGUGCAGCAGUCAGAGCUAUCCUCCCAUCCGGAGUUACAUGUGGCACGUACAGAAGGACGUCAACGUGGAAACUUUACUCAGACCCGGGCAAAAUCUUACGAUAGGCUCCGAUGAGGAAGGGAUCUAUUACUGCUCCGCGGAAAACGAGAUCUCAAGCAGCAGCUCGGACCCCAUAGAGAUACGUUUCGAUCAUGGACCCAGAGGCACAAAGAUUAAGGCCAGCUGUUGUGAGAAAGGGGUGAAGGCCGGCGAAAGCCUGACCCUCACCUGCGAGACCAACGCCCGUCCUGAGCCCGACGGCUACACCUGGUUCCGCACAAUUACAGAGCCUGGUGGACAGAGGGGUCCAGGAAGGACCGAGGUUGCCGUGCCUUCUAACGGACAGUCUGACGGGCGAUACCUCAGAUUCUGGCAGAUCAGUGCAGGCGACGCCGGGGAAUACACGUGCCAGGCCAAGAACACCAUCAGCGCUCAAAACUCCACCGCUCUCCGUGUAGACGUCCUGUAUCCUCCUAAGAACACCUCAGUGUCAGUCAGUCCCUCUGGUUCAGUGUUAGAGGGCAGCUCUGUGACUCUGACCUGCAACAGUAAUGCCAACCCAGCAGUGCAGAACUACACCUGGUAUAAAGUGAAUGGGACAGAGAUGAACACUGUAGGAACUGGACAGAAUCUCACCUUCAAUGUGACUGAGUCCAGUGGCAGUGAACAGUACUACUGUGAAGCACAGAAUGAACAUGGCAAGGAGAACUCGACAACUGUACGGCUGAAUGUGAUAUACAUGCCUCAGAUCUCUGGUUCUGGGAGCUGCAGCAGAACUGCAGCAGAGAUCAGCUGCUCCUGUGAGAGCCGUGGGAAUCCCUCUCCCAGCAUGGAGUGGCGUGUGUCUGGACUGCGGGUCACUAACUCUACUGAGAGAGUCAUCAGGGAGGAGCAGCUGGGUAACACAGGCCUGAGGAGCUCCCUCACCAUGCGCCAAUCACAGGGAGACACGCCCAGUCUCCUCUGUGUCAGCACCAACACUCUCGGCAACUCCAGCCUCCAGCUCCACGUCCCGUCUCCACAGCAACACUCAGGUUUUCUCAUUACCUCACUGCUGAUUGGUGCAGCUGCCAGUGCUGGUGCCAUGAUGAUGAUAUGCCUCAUAAUUCAGCACAUUCUAAAGAAGAAGAGACACAGCCAGCGCUCUGGAAGUAGAAUGAAGGACAGCGAAGGGAUCAUACUGACAGAUGGGACGGCCGCUCAAGAUGAGGAAUCGAUCUACGCCAACAAGACCAUGCUGUCGGGCGCGGGUGCGGUGGAAAAGGGGGACGAGGGCGCCCUGCACUAUGCCACCGUGGAUUUCUCCAAACGUCCCGGCACGGGUGGGGAACACGGAACGGGCAUCGUCCAGGGCACUUCCAAACGGACGUCCGACUACACCGUGAUCCGACACAAAUCCAGGGAAGAGAGAGAAGGAGGAGAGGAAGAAGGUGAGGGGGCAAAGGAGGAGGUGGAGAAGGAGGGCCAGGCUGAGCUGGGCACAGAGAGGGAGUGGGCCGAGGCGAGGGGCGAGAAGAAGGAGGAGACCACCUACGGGAACAUCUGCCCCUCCAGGCCCACUAAGAGGGCACGGCAGGGACUGCAGCAGCUGCCCAGGAACCCUGCUGCAGAGGAGGAGCAGGAGGAGCAGCGCCAGGAGGAGAACUCAGCAGGAGGCCAGGAGAACAUGUACGUGGAAGCCAUGAGCCCCCUGAUGGAGGGUAACGGAAAGGGAACAGCGGAGUGUGAGUACGCCGUGGUCAGGAAGCCAAAAUAAGUCACCAUGGAGAUAGGCCAACUCAUCACACCACGCUGCACUCUCAUAAUGCCAAGAUUUUGCUUUACAGCACGAUACAUAACGUGCGUAAUGUUGCAGUACAGAUGUUACAUUACAGUGUCAUACUGAAGUACAGUAACUUAUGGGGUACCAAAUGCAACAUAAAGCUAUUAUUUUACCAUGCAUUUUCUUCUGCAUUUAACUGAAAUAUCCCUAUUUCUCUCAGAUUUAAUGGAAAAAGUCUUACAUUUAUUGUCUUUAAAUUGACAGGUGUAAAUAUUUAAUGUGUUCUCCGAAUAUGAUAUAAAUGACCUAAAUGUUUUAUUAAUAAGGGUUUUUUUUAUUUUUACAUUUUGCUAUAUCUAUAACAAUUUAGCUAAAUCAUUUAAUUAAUUGUAUGAGAUAUUUAGCUAAAGAUUUUGCUUAACGUACAAAACCUUUUGUUAAAUGAACAAAUAUUUAAUUAAAUUUAAAAUAAAACAUUUUUUUGCAAAAUGAAUGUAACAUUGACUAAAUGUAUGAAACAUUCAGCUAAAUAUUUAGCUGAAUGUAUAACACCCUUUAAUGUAAAAAACUUAUAGCUAAAUAUUUAACUAAAUGUAUAAAACAUUUAGCUAAACAUACAAGACUUUCAGCUGAAUGUAUAAAACAUGAAAUAUUUGAAGUAUGAAGUAUUUGCUGACUAUUUGAAACAUUUAUAAUGGUAUAAAACAUUUUGAUACAUGUAUGAAACCUCCACAGCCCGCCUUACAGUGGUUUACCAAAAGAAAUAUUCACCUUAUUGUGGACAAAUUUUGGGAAGUUAAUUUUUGUGAUGACUAAACACAACUAACUCUGCGUCAAGAGGUUCCCAGACGAGCCUCCGGUCUCUGGCUCUGGGUGUAACGGUGGUGGUGGUGGUCAACCCAAUAGCAUAGGAAGGCCGCUGGAGACAUGGAUGGAGUUGCAAAAAAAA